AUGAGAGAGCCCAACAUUCAGAGAAAGAAACUUACACCAAAUAAACCGACACCUAAGGUAUCAGAUAUUCUAUCGCCGGAAGAACUUAUAAAUGAAAUUACCCAGGAUGGAAACCUUAGCAAUAUCAGCAAAUGUUAUCAUACUUUCAAAGAUUCUAAUAAGGGAACAAUUGAGGAAAGUAUCAUUCUACAUCUUGAUAUUUACAAGAAAUUUUUAACUGAGGUCGUUGACGAUUUGCCUAAUGAUCUUUAUCUGAGACUUGAGGAGAAGAAGGAAGAGAAGAAUAGACAGAAAAUAGAAAAAUCUUUCACUAAAUUAUAUCAGAAAAGUGAUAAGGGUAAGAACAAAGUUGGUGGUAUUCUUGACUUGACUAUCAAGGAUAACCUACCCCCACCAGUUGAAGACACACCACCGGUAGUGGCAGAGAAACAAGUUGAGGAAAAAGAAAAGGAUCAGGUUAAAGAACAAGUUGAGGCACAAGUUGAACAUGAGGAAGAGAAAACCAAGGAAGUGAACACUGAGAAUAUUGAUUCGGAGUCAAACAUUUUGUUUACCAUGAAUGUGGACACUCAUGAUAUCAAUGUAAUUAUAAAUAAAUAUUCUGAGAAUGUUGAAGAAAAGAAAACUGAAGCUACAACCAUUGAGAUCUCUGAGUCAUCGAUCAACACUGUUGACUCUCAGCAAAACAUUGAGAAACUGAUAGAAGCACAAGUAGAAGCAAAAGUAGAAGUAGAAGCACAAACUGAAACAGGUAAGGGACAAGAACAAAGUAUAGCUGAACCGAUAGUCAACAAGGAUGUUGGUAAGGAUGAAAACAAGAUUGAAAAACAGAGUGAUCAUAAGGAAUUAAUAGUAAAUAAAGAAGAGGUAAAUGAUGAAGUGGUUAAUGUGCAGACAUCCAAAGAUGAUAAGAAACUUACUGCAGAACAUCUCACUCUGCCUAGCACUUCCACCAUGGAUUACAAACCUACCAAUGUAAUUGGUGUACUUUUGGAUUCCAUUAAGAAGAUCACUGAAUGCAACGCCUUAACAUUUAAGGCUAUUGAUGACACCUUACCUAUUUUACAACAGAUAGCACCGACAUGUAAGAUUAAUGAGGAGAAAAUUAGAGAAAGGGUAAAUAAGGAGAAGGCAGAUUUCUUUAAUAAAUCUAUUGAGGACUGUACAAGAAAGUUAGAUUCCUUAAUAUCGACACUAAAUUCAACAAUUUUGGAGUUUAAGGAACUGUAUAGAGAUGUUUACAAGCCACACCAUUUGACUGAUGAUAUUGAUGAUCAGAUUAAACAAACACAGAAGGAAAUUGAUGAUAUAGCAGACAACUCGAUUGGUUCUUCUGAACUCACUUCAGUUUUAGAUCAAGAAAUGGCAGUAUAUGAGGAGAAAAUAGAAAAUAUUGAAAAAGAGAAAACUCGAUUAAGGUUAAAAGCCCAAGAGUUAAAGAACAAACUUGGUCCUAGAUUGGACAAUCUGUUGACACGCCGGAAUGGACUAUCUAAGACUACUAUUCUAGGAGGAAGAUCACUAGAGGAACAAAUGCAUCAUCUAACCAGCAUGAUCUGA
Cryptomeria japonica (Japanese cedar) is the source of this 1560-nucleotide messenger RNA. RefSeq lists its product as uncharacterized. Bases 1 to 1560 code for a protein of 519 amino acids. NCBI's taxonomy places the organism in Eukaryota, Viridiplantae, Streptophyta, Pinopsida, Cupressales, Cupressaceae. The record is from RefSeq and is a predicted model, not a curated record. The transcript is spliced from 3 exons.